GAAUACAUCUAAAAUGACUUCUACAUCUUUUAACGUUGGCCUCGGAGACGGAUCUCGUUCGUCCAGCCGAGUGCUUCGCCCCCCUGGUGGCGGUCACACGGACAUCUUUGGUGGGGAGCCCGAACCCACCCGAGGCCGCCGUCCCGCUCCUGCCACCGCAGCUAGUCUAAUCCAAGGUUAUGGAGAUGAGCCAGCGAAGCCAACAAACGGUGCAGUAACCCCUAGCCAAAACGGUCAAGCGAGCGAACCCCACGAAGCUCCAGCGCCUCCCGCCCCAGUCCCAGAGCCAGCACAAGAAGCCCCCAUACCACAAGCUGCCUCGACACCUAAUGCUGCCCCAACACCUAAUGCUGCCCCAACACCUAAUGCUGCCCCCACACCUACAACACCCCCUGAGCCCAAAUCUAUGAGCCCCAAAGCGGUCACACCCACGGAACCCAGGAACGAGGCACCUAAGCGCGUCCGUGUGCCUCCCGGUGGUUUUUCCUCUGGACUCUGGUAAAACCAGCUCCUGCCUAUUGUUAAGAAUCUUUGGGACCAGGAUUUUAUUUAGGGUUGAUUGAUUAUUGGCUAUGCAUUAAUAUGUAUACAGAAAGAUUGGCAUAUCUCCUGAAUACUUUUGCCUGACAUUCUAUAUAUAUAAAAAAACUUAUUAAGUUAUUAUCUCUCAAUGAUUUAAUUAUUUAUCUUUUUAUAGAUUAAACUGUGUAUUUGUAAUGAGUCCGAAUUAUAUGUCAACCUAUGCAAACAAAUAGAGAUUAAUAUUUUUACAGAUAAUCUAGUCUUUGGAAUUGAUUUAUUUUAGAAAUGAAUCACAAUAUGAGGCAGAUAUUAAAUUAUUUAAGCAUAAGUCUUAUUUUGUAAUUUAAAAAAAAAACGUUCAUAUCUCUUUGAAUUAAAUUAGUCUGUAAAUUAUAGGUAUAGAUGUAUUUAUCUGUACACAUAUUAAUGUAGAUGAAUGUUGCGAACUGGUCCCUCGCUUAGACUCUUAGCUGGGUUCGCUCGAUCCAGUCAAAGAUGGUACUUGUUUUAAUCCCUCGCAAAGGUAUUUUAUUUACUCAAUGUAUUUCUUCAGUAUAUCGGAUUAUUUACGCAUUUUUUUAAAUGGAGAAUUAUAUUUUUUAACAUACCUGGUACUCUCUCUCACGGUUUGGCUUUUGUGUCAAAGUGGCAACUCUUGCUAGCCAAAUAUAUAUAGACUUAGAAUCUAUGGUCACAAAUUGGUAGAUUUUAGAAUUUCACUAGAUAGGCUUUGGAGAUUUGAUCGUGUCAUUUGUGUGGUUGAAAUUUUGGCAUAAUAUUCAUGACAUUUGAUAUGUUCCUUUUAGUAGUGACGAUGUCAGGGGGAGCUUGGCUUGGCUUCAGCCACAGAGCCUUGACACUUGAAAUAUGAAUGGUUGUUUUAUUGAUGUGAUUGUAUUGUGCUAUUGAAUACUCUUUAUUGAAAGAGUAGCCUUAUUAUGUUGGCACUAAAACGAUUUGAUCGAAUAUGUUUAUGUUGCUAAAAGGAAUACGUCUUUAUUUGGCUUAAAAAUUAAGUUAUGUGGCAUUUUUAUACUGUGUUGGACUCAGACUGACAUGUGCCUCAAGUUGUACUUAAAAAUGAUUAGUAGCAAUGUCGCCGUAGCGUUUUUUAUUAUUAAAUAUAGGUUUUGUAUGCCUCGCUGGCAAAUGCGAUUAUAUAUAUUAAUAAUGAUAAUUGUAUUUUUAUAUGAAUUAAAAUGCAAUAAAAAUGUA
Messenger RNA from Vanessa tameamea, 1737 nucleotides. RefSeq names its product WAS/WASL-interacting protein family member 3. NCBI's taxonomy places the organism in Eukaryota, Metazoa, Arthropoda, Insecta, Lepidoptera, Nymphalidae. Bases 14 to 502 code for a protein of 162 amino acids. The record is from RefSeq and is a predicted model, not a curated record. The transcript has 2 exons. Gene Ontology annotation, cellular component: nucleus.